AUGUUCGGUAGGAAGAAGGAGAAGGAGAAGGAGAAGCAGACCGCGCCUGCAGUCUCGUGGGAGCAGCAGCUGGCCGCAAGCGGUCUAAUGGGUCUCCUGAGCGGUGGCCAGGCUCAACAGGCCAGCUUCCUCGUGACUGGCGAGAGUGUAGACGUCCACGUGGCUCCUCCGCCCCAGGCGACCGAGAAGGUGAGUGCCGUCGAGAAAGGCGAGGGCAAGAAGCUCAAGUCGACCAUCCAGGGCUUCAACCGCCAAGCAAUCAGCAGACCAGCUGCGGCCCAAGCGCCAACCGGACAGACCGCCGCUGCAGCGGAGGAGAAGCAGCCGCUCUCAGGAGGCCUCCUGGGGGCGCCGGCGCCGGAUUCAAAGGGGCUCGAGCGUAUGAAGAGCCGCGAGGACCUCCUCGCUGAGAAGGAGCGCGCCGCCAAGCUGGAGCGCGAGCGCGCGCUGCGCGAGAGGAUGCAACGCAAGGAGGAGCUAUGA
Messenger RNA from Acanthamoeba castellanii str. Neff, 483 nucleotides. RefSeq lists its product as uncharacterized. The transcript has 3 exons. The coding region runs from base 1 to 483 and encodes 160 amino acids. The record is from RefSeq and is a predicted model, not a curated record. NCBI's taxonomy places the organism in Eukaryota, Discosea, Longamoebia, Acanthamoebidae.